Didymodactylos carnosus is the source of this 968-nucleotide messenger RNA. Lineage: Eukaryota; Metazoa; Rotifera; Eurotatoria; Philodinida; Philodinidae. The record is from the annotation of a GenBank genome assembly.
UACAACCGAAAACUAAUGUUACUAAGAAGCCAUCCGAUAAAAGUAAAGAUUUCGCAGUUGUGAAACCGGACAUUCCUGCGAUAACUGCAAAGACAGAAACUCUGCCCUCGAUCGCAAAGCCCUAUAUUGCAACAGUUGCCGAUGCAGACAGUACUUCGGCGACAGCAAAGCCUUCGCUGCCGUCUCGUGUACAGAGUAGUGGAAAUCAAAGUCUCAAGAAAGUCGACUGUCCAAGCAUUGAAGUCAAACCACCAGUGGCAGUAAGCCACACUGCUGCUGCUGCACCUGUCGAAAACCUUACUACACAGAAAGAACCGACGUUGCUCUUAAGUGAUGCCCAAGAAAAGAAGGCAGUUGAGAGUAGCGCUUCGACGUUGAGACCUAGUAUACUAAAACCUUCGAAAGCAGCUUUGAACCGACCACAAACACCAAUAACUGCCAGAAACCUCGACUCCACACCCUUGAAACCGCAAAAUCCUCCCUCGACGACUGCUUUGGCUACAUCUUCCGUAGAAACUGCAAACUACAUAUAUAAAAUCGUAGAGGUAGCACAAGCUAAAUCAUCUCAACCCGUGCCAGCAGCUGAACUCUCAAUUGAAGACUACGAUCGUCUUAAGGAAAUUGAUCAGAAUCUACACUAUUCAACUUACUAUCCACCGGACUUUGAAGAUAUUCCAGAAGACAUUAGUGACGAUGAUCGUGCUUCGACUUCUAGUCCCGAUGAAAUUCAUUCUGAAAUAUCUUCACCCUCUACACUUUCUGAAGUCUCCGAAGAACUUGACCAGCAUCUUUCAGACGACGAUGAUUUCAAUAACGUGAAGAAUGCCAAGCCUGCGUCUGCAUCGUCGUCGUCCAAGUCCUCCAGCUGCUCGCUCAGUCCAUUGACGGUUAGAGCUUCAAUCCCUCCGCCCUACUCUAAUUGGUAUGAAACUAAACCUAUCGAUCAAUGGACAUCGACUGAUGUACAC